Paraphaeosphaeria sporulosa is the source of this 1171-nucleotide messenger RNA. RefSeq lists its product as uncharacterized. The record is from RefSeq and is a predicted model, not a curated record. The transcript has a single exon. The coding region runs from base 302 to 970 and encodes 222 amino acids. NCBI's taxonomy places the organism in Eukaryota, Fungi, Ascomycota, Dothideomycetes, Pleosporales, Didymosphaeriaceae.
GGCAGCAGCGGGCGCUGGUCGUCGGCGCGCGACUUGCGGAAUCCGAAGCAGGACGACAUGGCAGGCUGCGGUUCUUCGGGGAGCGAUUACAAUGUCAGAUGCACAACAUGACCUGGCGCGAUAUUGUUGUGGCCGUAACUGUAGGCUUGCCUGGGAGAGCUAUGAGCUAUGGAGGCGCUCAUAGUGACGCGCAGCAACCGCGACGUCAUUGGCAGCCACAGCCAAGCCAUCCCACGCGAAACCCCAGGCAAAGCCACAACACCAGGAAGAUGUAUCAAACCCACCGCACCUGCUUGGCAACAUGCCGAGUUGCACAGAAAGGCUUGACAGCACCACGCCUAAAACCGUCAGGCCCGUACUGCGGCUGUCGCGUGCUUCGACUCCUUGCGCUAUGAUGUACACGCAGGCGGCACCGUUCAGAUUAUGCCGCAGGAGGAAAGACUGGCGUGUCGUAUCCCAAUGCAGAAAACUUUGUAUGUAUCUGCGGGUCCGAGUCAAGCUUUCCCCGCAUCCGCCCCUCCGGAACUCGACAGACGCUCAAUCUGCUUGGCUCGGUCGGAUGUACGUGGUAGCUGCAGCAUUUCUCAACAAUCAAGAACGGCUGCGCUCCAGCACAGGCAGUUGCACUGUUGUGUGGAUCGGCACUGCGUCUCGAGCAGCCAGUGGACGGCAAAAUGGCGCAGCGGCUGAUGGCCGGAGCUGUCCAGGGGCCACUCAGCGCUGGGCGCAACAUACGAUAUUUCGGAAAGGAUUGGGAGGACAGACGGGAGCACAAGAAGUGUCGGUGUGCGUACGCUGCGAAUCCACGCACCGAGGCCGCUGGCGGAUUACCAAGCUGGCGCGUCUGGAGGCGCCGUGGGGCCCUCGUUCCUUUUGGGCUUGGGCUUUGGGCGAUUGCGCUGAAACCGCGUCGCUGGGUGACGCUCGAAUCCGAGACGGCUGCGUGCCUGGCACUGCCGCGGGAUGGUAGGGAUACCAAGCAUCCCGCGGCACCGCGGGCGACGUGCCAUUGACAGCAUGCAUCGCCAUUCUCGCGACACGCAAUGCCGUUGCACAGUACCGCCGCCGCUAGGCCUGACGAACGCUGUUAACUCUGCGCUGGUGCCUGACGGAUCGCCCGCUCGUGAGUCGCAAAGGGUCGCGUGUGCGUCGAGACGAGUCUUUGGGCUCG